CGAGAUGGUGCGGAGCAGUGUGGGGGCUACUUUAUUAAGAAGAUACAUAACCAAAAUUGCAUAUUUUAGACAAUCUUUUAAAAAUAACGCUAGAAAAUUGUAACGUUUGCGUUUAAGUGUAAAAAUAAUUUUGUUAUAAUUUGAAGAGUAGACAUGAGAUUGACAUCCAGUUUAUUAAAACGCAUGGGAGAAUGGUCAAAGAAAUAUGCAAAUUUACCGGAUAGUUACAUAGAACGAGCAAUGGCACAGGUUUAUUGGAAGACACCCAACAAGCCAAAUUAUUUGCCACGCACGAUUGAAAAAAAGCGAUUUCGUUUCUCAAUACAUCGUCCAUGGACUUAUGCAUUUCAACGUGAUAAUGAACCUCGUAAAUUUCCUAAAUUCAUUCAUGUAGAGCCUAUUAAGGAUUGGAGUUUCUUUCGAGGUGAUAGGGUAGAGAUUUUAGUAGGAAAAGAUAAAGGAAAGCAAGGGAUUGUAAAAGAAAUUUAUCAAGAAAGAAAUUGGGUAAUUGUCGAAGGACUUAAUACAAAGUUGGAAUAUCAGAAGAUGGAUAAAAAAUCUGGUAUAUAUAUGCAGCAAGAACAACCAUUAUUAGUAACUUCACAAGUACAAUUGGUUGAUCCUUCAAAUAUGGAAGCAACUCCAAUAGAAUGGCGAUUCACAGAAGAUGGUCAGCGUAUACGUGUAUCCAUGAAAUCUGGUAGAAUAAUUCCUAUUCCUGUUACAUCCCAAGAAACGAUAGAUUACAAAUUUCGUCAGCUUUAUCAAGAGCAAACAAAAGAUACAACUAAAGCUGAUGUGGAAAAAAUAACUUUUGAACCAGCAUUAAAGACUUUUGAGAUGGAUAUCAUGGAAAAAAUGGGUAUUAAAGAAGAUCGUGUUCCAAAGAAAUUUUAUUGGUAUUAAUCAUUCUUAUAUACAAUUUGCUGUUAUUUUCAAUGUACAGCUAUAGUUAUUUAAUAAAUAUAUUAAACAGACAA
Molecule: messenger RNA, 980 nt
Organism: Trachymyrmex septentrionalis
Lineage: Eukaryota; Metazoa; Arthropoda; Insecta; Hymenoptera; Formicidae
Gene: mRpL24
Product: probable 39S ribosomal protein L24, mitochondrial
Exons: 5
Coding region: 154-906 (250 amino acids)
Biological process (GO): translation
Cellular component (GO): mitochondrion; ribosome
Molecular function (GO): RNA binding; structural constituent of ribosome
Source: RefSeq, a predicted model, not a curated record